AUGCAAGAAGAAGAAGUACUUGGGUCUUCUUCACGCAGGCGUUUGUUUGUGCGUCACAGUACGUCCUCACUGGACAGCAGAUGUAGUCGUGGUGAAUCUAGUCCUCUAAAGUCUACACUCUCAUUGCUCCGAAGUUCCCAACAACGUACAAGUAUGAAAGAAAAUGCGUCUGACGUUGCCAUUUCCUGCAGGACGUCCAUCGGUGAUAACGAUGAACGCGAGGAGGCUAGAAACUCAAGUAAUACUUCACCUAAUGUGUACAAAUUUGACGUCUCGCAAUACAAGGAUGGUACAUUUCGUUUUGUACCUGCGUGUGCACGUGAUUUUAUUAAAUACACGGGACGAGUGUUGCACCAUGGUGCCCAAUGCACGCGCAAGACGAAGAUCAAUACGGUGCAAUUUGAUUGGCCCGCUGUGGCUUUUCAGGUCUCUGUUCGAGGUACCAGCUGCGUUGCGAUUCGACUCAAAGGAGAUGGCAACUACUUUAACGUGUUUGUCAAUAACAAGCUUCGCUGCAUCCUCCGUGCGUCACUUAAUGCGACGUGCUGUGACGUGGCAACUGGUCUAGAUACCAACUUGGAGUACACGAUCCGAAUUUGUAAGCGCACAGAGCCACAGAUGCGAGGUGCGAUGUCUACGUUCAAGGUUUGCACAUUCUAUGGGUUCAUUGUCGAGGAAAAUGCUGAGGUCUUGUCCGUGGAUCAACCCGAGCCGCCACCAAUGCGCAAGAUGGAGUUUAUUGGCGACUCGGACACGUGUGGCUUUGGUAAUGAAGGCAAAGCUAGCAGCGCCAAAAAUUUAUUUGGAAUGAAGGGGCGUAUGGAGAACGUCUACAACGGCUACGCGUGCGUGACGGCGCGUAUGUUUGAUGCAGAAGAGCAUGUCCUAGCGUGGAGCGGUAAGGGCGUCCACAGCAACUCUGCGGAUUGGGGUCCGAACAUGCCAGUCUUGUGGAAGAAUACGCUAGCAUCUCGACCAGGCGACUGGGAUAUGUCGAGCUGGAUACCUGAUGUUGUGGUGAUUAACCUGGGCAUUAACGACUUAUCACCACCUGCAUCAGCGGAGACAGACAUUAUCACGGGUUACUCGGCUUUUUUGCUGGAAGUGCGCUCGCACCGGCCAGACGCACACAUUUUCUGUGUGGUAUACGACGAUGGCUGUAUCAGCUCGGAAGACUCGGAAACGAACCGCAAGUUUGUGUCAUUGCAGCUGCAAGAGAUCAUCAAAGUGGCAAUCUCAAAGAUCAGCAAGCAUGACGACAAGAUGCACUACACCUUUAUUAAGGUGGACGAAGGUCUCGAGAAAGAAGACUAUGCGUCCAUGAUGCACUAUGCUGUUAGUGGUCACAUCAAGAUUGCCAAAGUACUUGCAGAGGAGAUUGCACUACAUACAGGGUGGAGUAUUGAGCAUGAACCAGAGACAAUGCCGUAUCCUCAGGCAAAAGACCAGAUCCUGACACCCCGAGACCAUUCAAAAACUUCUUGCAACGUUUCGUAG
Molecule: messenger RNA, 1497 nt
Organism: Peronospora belbahrii
Lineage: Eukaryota; Oomycota; Peronosporomycetes; Peronosporales; Peronosporaceae
Source: the annotation of a GenBank genome assembly